AUGAAAACAUCCCAAUCAGCUCAUCUUGAUCUUUUGAUCUCCUUCCUCCCUUCCUUCCCUCAACUCUAUUCACUUCAACCUCUCCCACCACUCUCCUCCCUUCCCUCUGCCCUUCCCUCCGCCCUUCCCUCCGCCCUUCCCUCCUCCCUUCCCUCCGCCCUUCCCUCCUCCCUUCCCUCCUCCCUUUCCUCCUCCCUUCCCUCCGCCCUUCCCUCCUCCCUUCCCUCCUCCCUUCCCUCUGCCCUUCCCUCCGCCCUUCCCUCCUCCCUUCCCUCCUCCCUUCCCUCCUCCCUUCCCUCCUCCCUUCCCUCCUCCCUUCCCUCCUCCCUUCCCUCCGCCCUUCCCUCCUCCCUUCCCUCCUCCCUUCCCUCCUCCCUUCCCUCCGCCCUUCCCUCCGCCCUUCCCUCCUCCCUUCCCUCCUCCCUUCCCUCCUCCCUUCCCUCCGCCCUUCCCUCCUCCCUUCCCUCCUCCCUUCCCUCCGCCCUUCCCUCCUCCCUUCCCUCCGCCCUUCCCUCCUCCCUUCCCUCCGCCCUUCCCUCCUCCCUUCCCUCCGCCCUUCCCCCCAACCACAGGUUCGACUCAGAUCUAACGGAAGAGGACAACAAGGCAGGCGCAUGUCGGCUUUCUGGAUGGCUACAAGUCCGUGAAGCCGCUCCUCAUUCCGCUGCUCCUCAUUCCGCUGCUCCUCAUUCCGCCGCUCCUCAUUCCGCCGCUCCUCAUUCCGCCGCUCCUCAUUCCGCCGCUCCUCAUUCCGCCGCUCCUCAUUCCGCCGCUCCUCAUUCCGCUGCUCCUCAUUCCGCUGCUCCUCAUUCCGCUGCUCCUCAUUCCGCUGCUCCUCAUUCCGCUGCUCCUCAUUCCGCUGCUCCUCAUUCCGCUGCUCCUCAUUCCGCUGCUCCUCAUUCCGCUGCUCCUCACUCCGCUGCUCCUCACUCCGCUGCUCCUCACUCUACUGCGCCUCAAGCUCUCAGCAACCUCUCUUGUUUGCCCCUCUGUUCCCAUUGCUCCCUCUCAGGUGCACCGUGGCUUUCUGAACAGCUACAAGUCCGUGACGCCGCGCCUCAUUCCGCUGCUCAAAGCAAUCCUCUCCUCCUCCAACGAAAAGUGAGUUUCGAGCCAACGUAUCACAUCAUGGUCACGGGGCACAGCCUGGGGGCCGCUCUCUCCACGAUCUUCACAUAUGACCUGGCCCAGUCCGACUUCAAGAAGUGA
Messenger RNA from Closterium sp. Naga37s-1, 1209 nucleotides. Lineage: Eukaryota; Viridiplantae; Streptophyta; Zygnematophyceae; Desmidiales; Closteriaceae. The record is from the annotation of a GenBank genome assembly.